Molecule: messenger RNA, 1203 nt
Organism: Echinops telfairi (small Madagascar hedgehog)
Lineage: Eukaryota; Metazoa; Chordata; Mammalia; Afrosoricida; Tenrecidae
Gene: BBOF1
Product: basal body orientation factor 1
Cellular component (GO): cytoplasm; eukaryotic translation initiation factor 3 complex
Molecular function (GO): metallopeptidase activity; protein binding; translation initiation factor activity
Source: RefSeq, a predicted model, not a curated record
AUGGAGUAUCGUGACACUUCCCUGAAACUGGCAAAAAGUAAUGAGGACUUAAAGAAGCAGCAGUACAGGAUGGAGAGAGACACCAUGUCUGUGUUAAGCUACUUGAAGAAACAGGAUCAGGAGAAAGAUAACCUGGAACAGAAGUACACUGUGCAAAUAAGUGAGCUGGAGGGACAGUUCCAUAAAAAAGCCAAAGAAAUUGGCAUGAUUCAUACAGAACUGAAAACAAUAAGGAUAUUCCAGAAGAGAAAAAUCCAAGUGGAGAAAGAAUUAGAUGAUACAGCGUCUAGUCCCAGCACUGGCCCAGCAGCCACCUCCUCCACUUCCACCACCAACACUGCAGGGAAAGGCAGAGGCAAAAGUGGCUCCGGAGACUUGGCCAUGAAGCAAGUACAGAUCAGUAGCCUGGUGGUAUUAAAAAUAAUCAAGCACUAUCAAGAGGAAGGACAAGGAACUGAAGUUGUCAAGAAUGCUUUGGGCCUGGUUGCAGAAGAUCAUCUUGAAAUUGCCAACUGUCCUCCUUGCCCCCAGCAGGAGGAGGAUGCUGAUUUUGAUGCAGUCCAGUAUCAGAUGGAAAUGAUGAGAUGCUUUCAUCAUGUGAACAUUGAUCAUCCCACAUUCGAUGGAUCGUGUAUCACCCCGGCGAUCCUGGACUCGCAGUUCAGUUACCAGCGUGCUUGAGGAUCUCUCUCACCGAAGACAUACAGACUGACUCCUAAACUUGUGGAAGUUUGUAGAGAAAAUGAUUUUCUCCUGAAGUAUUGAAAAAGGCAACUAUCACCCUUUGAGCACAUGUUUGAAGACUCGCUGAUCAUAAUAAACUCACAUCUGAUUAACGUCCUAAUGUGGGAACUUGAGAAGAAGCCAGCUAUUGUGGAUAAACACGAAUUGCUCAACCUUGUGAGCAACAGUCAUUUGGAGAAGAAUGUACAGUUGCUGACGGACAGAGUGGUUGAAAUGAGCCAAGAUAUAGUUAAAUAUAACAUGUACAUGAGGAACACUCGGAGGCUGCAGAAACACAGUCCCAGCAUCCAGAGCCGGCUCCCUAAGGAGGACCUGUCCAAACUCUUCAAGCCCCCUCAGGGCACAGCCAGGAUGGUCUUGCUGCUUAUUGAAAGCCAGGUUAACAGGCAGAUCAUUAAGGAGUUCACUGCCCCCAACCUAGGCAAACUCUUCAUGACCCAAGCUUUUUUAAGAAUAUAA